CUCGGUCUGGGUACUGGCGACUGGCGUCAGUAGGUUUUUGAACGCCGCUGAGAGCAGCUGCAUUACAAUUUUCGAGAAUACACGGUUAGCUUUGUUGCAGCAGCACUCGUACCACCACCAACACCACAAUCAUGGCUGUCUUUGGCAUGGUCUCGGCCGUGUCCGGCUUCAUCAAGAUACGAUAUCUGCUGGACAAGGCGGUCAUCGAUAAUAUGGUAUUCCGCUGCCACUACAGGAUCACAACAGCCAUACUCUUCACCUGUUGCAUCAUUGUUACGGCCAACAAUCUCAUUGGCGAUCCCAUAAGCUGCAUCAACGAUGGCUCCAUACCAAUGCAUGUGAUCAACACAUUCUGCUGGAUCACCUAUACGUUCACGAUACCCGGACAGCAGCACAGGCAGAUUGGUACGGAUGUCGCAGGGCCAGGAUUGGGGAAUGAAUAUGGCCAGGAGAAGCGCUAUCACAGCUACUAUCAGUGGGUGCCAUUUGUGCUGUUCGCUCAGGGUCUCAUGUUCUAUAUUCCCCAUUGGAUUUGGAAGAACAUGGAGGACAAUAAGAUCCGCAUGAUUACUGAUGGUUUGCGUGGAAUGGUCAGUGUCCCAGAUGACUAUCGUCGGGAGCGGCAGGAUCGCAUCCUCAAGUACAUUGUGAGCAGUUUAAAUACCCACAAUGGCUACUCCUUUGCCUACUACAUCUGCGAGCUGCUGAACUUUGUGAAUGUGAUUGUCAACAUUUUCAUGGUGGAUAAAUUUCUGGGCGGUGCUUUCAUGUCCUACGGCACGGAUGUGGUCAAGUUCUCGAAUAUGGAUCAGGAUAAACGCUACGAUCCGAUGAUUGAGAUAUUCCCAAGGCUCACCAAAUGCACAUUCCGUAAAUUUGGUCCCAGUGGCUCUCUACAGAAGCACGAUACGCUCUGUGUAUUGGCUCUGAAUAUUCUCAACGAGAAGAUCUAUAUAUUUUUGUGGUUCUGGUUCAUUAUUUUGGCCACAAUUUCGGGGGUGGCUGUGCUCUACUCAUUGAUGGUGAUCAUGAUGCCCACCACCCGAGAGACGAUCAUCAAGCGUUCGUAUCGCUCUGGUCAGCGCAAGGAAAUUGCUGGUCUUGUCAGGCGCUUGGAGAUUGGUGACUUCCUGAUCUUGCAUUUCCUCAGCCAGAAUCUCAGCACGCGAUCAUAUUACGAUAUGCUGCAGCAGUUGUGCAGCCUUCUUGGCGCCUCACGCACCCCAUCGGCCCCAUCGACACUGGAAAUGAAUCCCAUCAGCCAUCCCAUCUAUCCGCCAGUACAGAAUUUUGCCGGCGGCAAGGAGACGGAGACAUAAGACGGAAGAGUCUCCCAAGCAAACGGAGUGACGCUUCUGAACAAUGAUUUCAAUGAUUUCUCAAUAAUAUUUGUAGGCAGAAGAGAGAGAGUGGCAGGAGGAAAGAAGAGUCGAGUCGUGUGUCGUGUCGUGUUUCCAUAUCUAGAACUAAGACUGUUUCGAGCUACUUUUUGGAUGAAUCAAUUAAAUAAUAAUUUUAUGCGAAAUUAAUAUAGCAAAA
This is a messenger RNA of Drosophila obscura, 1539 nucleotides long. RefSeq names its product innexin inx3. Gene Ontology annotation, biological process: phototransduction. Gene Ontology annotation, cellular component: plasma membrane; gap junction. The record is from RefSeq and is a predicted model, not a curated record. NCBI's taxonomy places the organism in Eukaryota, Metazoa, Arthropoda, Insecta, Diptera, Drosophilidae. The transcript is spliced from 6 exons. Gene Ontology annotation, molecular function: gap junction channel activity. Bases 132 to 1319 code for a protein of 395 amino acids.